AGCCUCCACAUGCCUUUACUUCCUACUUCACUCACCGCCAGAGAAGCUGAGACAACACACAAAGGAGAAGCCAUGAGGAACACACUGCUGAGGAUGCUGGCCACACUGAUGUGUGUGCUGGCUGCCUGCGCCGAGGUCAUGCCUGUUAAAGACUUUGAUCUGGGGAAGUUUGGAGGCAAGUGGUACAUUGUUGGCUUUGCUACCAACGCUCAGUGGUUUGUGGACCACAAGGCAGACAUGAAGAUAGGCACUGCUGUAAUCGUGCCAACUGCCGGAGGAGACCUGGACCUCUCUUAUGCCAACCUGAACCCUGACGGUACCUGCUGGAGAAUGACUCACAUGGCUAUGAAAACAGACACUCCUGGACGCUUCACCUUCCACAGCCAAAUUUGGAAGAAUGACAAUGACAUGCGCAUUGUCGACAUUGUGUAUGAUGACUACGCUCUGGUCCACACCAUCAAGACAAAGGACGGAGUGUCUGAGGUCCUCAACAAGCUUUACAGCCGUGCUCCUGAGUCCAGCGCCACCCUGCAACAGAGGUUCAGACAGUUCUCCAUGGAGACUGGCAUUCUCCCCGACAACAUUGUUAUCCUGCCUAAGAAUGCUGAGUGUCCUGAGGCCUGAAGAGUCCCCCCCCCCAUCCCCCAUCCCCCAUCCCCCAUCCUUCAUCUCUCACUCUCCAAAGUCCCAGGCUUUCAUCUCAGAAAAGCAUUAUUCCUCCUCACUCUGAUGUUUGCAGCGUCACAAAAGCUACACCUGAGAUAAUGAAACUCAAGCAUUUUACUCAAAAUCCCUGUUGCAUACCAAAGACCAAUCCUAAUCCUGAUUAAAAACCUCAUUCUCUCCAACUUGCACAUUAACUGUGGCUCAGAGUGCAGCAAUUAGGGGGUGAUUGUGAAACAGAGAGAAGGGAUACAUGAGACUGUGAAAGCUGCCAGUUUACUUUUUGUACAUGCCAAUCUUUUGUAACUGCUGAUUUCUGUUAUAGUGUGUUAUCUUUUUGUUGAAAUGAACGCCAAUAAAAAUAAUAAAUCC
This is a messenger RNA of Thunnus maccoyii (southern bluefin tuna), 1035 nucleotides long. Its product is annotated as lipocalin-like. NCBI's taxonomy places the organism in Eukaryota, Metazoa, Chordata, Actinopteri, Scombriformes, Scombridae. The transcript is spliced from 6 exons. Gene Ontology annotation, molecular function: small molecule binding. The coding region runs from base 10 to 624 and encodes 204 amino acids. The record is from RefSeq and is a predicted model, not a curated record.